This is a messenger RNA of Podarcis raffonei (Aeolian wall lizard), 1037 nucleotides long. RefSeq names its product WAP four-disulfide core domain protein 18-like. Lineage: Eukaryota; Metazoa; Chordata; Lepidosauria; Squamata; Lacertidae. The record is from RefSeq and is a predicted model, not a curated record. Gene Ontology annotation, biological process: antibacterial humoral response; innate immune response. Gene Ontology annotation, molecular function: peptidase inhibitor activity. Gene Ontology annotation, cellular component: extracellular region. The transcript has 4 exons. Bases 9 to 389 code for a protein of 126 amino acids.
GCUGCACCAUGAAGUCUGCCCUCAUGGUCCUUGUGGGGCUCCUCACCCUUUGUGCUGAGCUGACACUGGCAGGUUCUAAGACACCAGACUGCGCGUCAGAAGGGAAGCCAGGAUACUGCCCCCCACCGGAUGGUGCUGGAACGUGUGUGGAGGAAUGUUCUGGAGAUGAUUCAUGUCCUGAAGACCAGAAGUGCUGCAGCAACAACUGUGGCCACACUUGCCAAACUCCACUAAACGUAAAACCCGGCGAGUGCCCCAAGUUCAAAAUCCCUCCUGGGCUGCCAUGCAAAACAGAUUGCUGCGAGGACAACCACUGCAAAGGGACCGACAAAUGCUGCCCAAUGGGAUGCAGCAAGGUUUGCGCCCCGGCAGGUUUUGAUGAGGCCUAAAGGGCAGCAGGGCCCAGAGGAGUCCGGCUGAAGGACACAGCUUCACUGCUCGCCAAAGGUGGGCUCCCAGCUCAUGAGCCCAGGCGGUUCUCCAAUCAACCACCUGGAAUUCCUGCUUCUUCAAUGCUUCUGGAACAGAUGUGCCUUGAGAACAGCUGCUUCAAGUCUCACACAACUGUCUUACAGGGGAAGACUCUUGCUUUCUCUAGUAAACAUGCAUGGAACAAGCAACCAGAACUCUCCCCACAACUCCUAUUUACACUUGCGAAGUAGAAUUAGAAAUAAUUGUACCAUGUAAGGUUUCGACUUACUGAGCCUGCUUGGAAGGAAUGUGGUCGGUAACUGGAGGUGAAAUCUAAUCCUGCCAAUAAAAUUCUAGCAGACCUUCGUCUGAACGCGUAUCUAGUACGCAUGCUUCCCACUGUAGUAACUUUAGAGCAAUCACGGGGUUAAGUGCCUUAUAAGGAAAUGGGGUAAGAGGAACUGAGUACUUUGAUUGGAUAGGAAAUUUAAACUUAAUGGAAGGUGUGGAAUUUUUGUCAAAUGUAUAAAACUGUUUGGAACGCUGUAACCGGUGGCCAGUUGAUUUGGGACAAUGAAAUCCCUGCUGGUCCUUUCUGUACAGAAAUAAAAGACAACAGGACUCCU